AUGGCGUCCGCCGGACGGUCGCUCCUCUACGGCCUGCUGGUGCUGGUGCUGGCCCUCCUCUGCGUCGGCGCUCUGGCGGCUCCGCCGAAGCGCUACCUCUCCGUCAGCCUCGACCAGGUGGUCGCCUCCAAGGCUCGAGCCCAGUGCUAUGAUCCCUCCUCGUUUUCAGGCGAGACUUCUGGCAACAAGUUCGCCAUCCAUCCAUCUUGCAGCGCGGCCGAGCAGGCGGGACGCCAUCGCAACAUCGCCAGCCACGACAGAGCCCGGCUGAGCACCAUCCGCCAAAGGUCUUACCCUUCAGCCAUGCCUCCGAUGUCCAUGCCUCCGAUCCCUCCGUUCAUUUUCCCGCCAAGCCCCACACCAGGUUCAGCACCAGCAAAGGGCAUGCCUCCGAUGUUACCAGCCAUCGCCUUCCCUCCGAUGUUCUUCCCGCCAAACCCCGCACCAGCAGAGGGGAUGCCUCCAGUCCCAGCCGUCGCCUUCCCUCCGAUAUACUUCCCGCCAGCCCCUGCACCAGCGGAGGGGCCGUCCGUCACCAUCCCGGACAUCCCGGGGACCAGCGGCUACAACAUAUCGGAGUUCAUCGUCGUCGUUGGCUUCGGCACGCCGUCUCAGCCAUCCGCUCUGUUGUUUGACACCGGCAGCGACCUGUCGUGGGUCCAGUGCCAGCCGUGCACGGGCCACUGUUACCAGCAAAACGGCCCGCUCUUCGACCCGACCAAGUCUUCCACAUACGACGUGGUGCGCUGUGGGACGCCAGAGUGCUCGGUGGCCGGCGGCAUGUGCAACGGCACUACCUGCCUCUACCAAAUCGGCUAUGGCGACGGCUCGUCCACGACUGGUGCGCUCUCACAGGAGACGCUGACGUUCUCCUCGUCGCGUACCUUUUCCAGCUUCCCGUUCGGAUGCGGCACCACCAACCUGGGCGACUUUGGCAGCGUCGACGGCCUGCUUGGCCUCGGCCGUGGCCAGCUCUCGCUGGCCUCGCAGACGGCCUCCUCGUACGACGGCACCUUCUCCUACUGCCUGCCGUCUCACAACAUGAGCAGGCCUGGGUUCCUCAGCAUCGGCGCCGCCCCGGACACCGGCAAGGUCCAGUACACGGCGAUGAUCAAGAAGCCGCAGUACCCGUCCUUCUACUUCGUGGAGCUCGCGUCCAUCAACAUCGGUGGCUACGUCCUGCCGGUGCCGCCAUCCGUGUUCACGAGCAAGGGCACCCUGCUCGACUCCGGCACCACCCUCACGUACAUCCCCUCGAAGGCCUACGCCUUGCUCCGCGACCGCUUCAAGUUCACCAUGAAGGGGUACAAGCCGGCGCCGCCCUCCGAAGAGCUCGACACCUGCUACGACUUCUCCGGCCACAACGCCAUCUUCAUACCGGGGGUGUCGUUCAAGUUCAGCGACGGAGCCGUGUUCGAGCUCGACUUCUUCGGGAUCAUGAUGUUCCCUGAUGACGCGCAGCCGGCCUACGGGUGCCUCGCGUUCGCGGCGGGUGAUGAUGAUUCCUUCUCCAUCAUCGGCAACACGCAGCAGCGUUCCGCCGAGGUGAUCUACGACGUUGCAGCCGAGAAGAUUGGCUUCGUUCCCUUCAGUUGCUGA
Aegilops tauschii subsp. strangulata is the source of this 1599-nucleotide messenger RNA. NCBI's taxonomy places the organism in Eukaryota, Viridiplantae, Streptophyta, Magnoliopsida, Poales, Poaceae. The record is from RefSeq and is a predicted model, not a curated record.